Seriola dumerili (greater amberjack) is the source of this 845-nucleotide messenger RNA. Its product is annotated as ras-related protein Rab-33B-like. The coding region runs from base 13 to 741 and encodes 242 amino acids. Gene Ontology annotation, molecular function: GTPase activity; GTP binding. NCBI's taxonomy places the organism in Eukaryota, Metazoa, Chordata, Actinopteri, Carangiformes, Carangidae. Gene Ontology annotation, cellular component: endosome; Golgi apparatus. The transcript is spliced from 3 exons. The record is from RefSeq and is a predicted model, not a curated record. Gene Ontology annotation, biological process: Rab protein signal transduction.
ACAGCUCGUACAAUGGAGUCAUCUCUGGAGUUGUCCAACUCCUUGGGCAGUGUGUCCUCACUGCUAACCCGCUGUCGGACCUUUAAAGUACUAGUAAUUGGAGACUCCGGUGUGGGGAAGACCUGCCUCACACACCGACUGUGCGCCGGGCAGUUUCCCGACAGAGUGGAGGCAACCAUUGGGGUGGACUUCCGUGAGAGAUUGCUGGACAUUGAUGGAGAAAAAAUUAAGCUCCAGCUGUGGGACACGGCAGGACAGGAGCGCUUCCGUAAGUCCAUGGUGCAGCACUACUAUCGAAACGCCCACGCCGUCCUCUUCGUUUACGAUGUCACCUGCCCUGCCAGCUUCAGGGGACUGAUUUCCUGGAUAGAGGAGUGCAGGCAGAACUCCCUUGGACAGGAAAUCCCCAGGUUCCUGGUGGGUAAUAAGAGUGACCUCCGUGACCCCAGUAGGACUGAAGGCCAGGUGAGCCAGGAGCAGGCGACGAGGUUCGCCAAAGUCCACGGCAUGAUGUUUUUCGAGACGUCCGCCAAGAACCCGCCAUUGAAACGUGUGAACGGACAGCGAGGUGACAUGGAGGUGUCAUAUCAGCGGGAUAAGGUGGAGGACAUCGUCAUGGCUGUUGGUGCCAAACUGAAGCGACAGAAGAAACAUUCAGCAGCAAACGCUCUCAUGCACAGCGGGUCCUUUAAGGUCCUGAGCAAGAAAAGACCAGAGAAAGAGCUGUGGACCUGCUGCUGAGAGACGGAGAGAGAGAGGGCAGACUUCUCACACUGAAGAAUGGGACUUUUUAGCUCUUUAUGUGUGUGUCUGUAUGUGUCUGUAUGUGUGUGUGUGUGUGUGUG